UUUUUAAAGAUGUUACUGAUAAGUAAUAAAUAAUAAAAUUGUUAAAAUUGUAAAAUUGUUAAUUGAAUAUUGUAAGAUGUUACUGAUAAGUAAUAAAUAAUAUAGAAAAUUUCAGGUGGCUACAAGCAAUACUCUUUAAUUUAAUAAAUAAUAGCAUUGCUGUUUUGAAGAGUUUGCUAUUGUGCACAAUGGUGGCUAGCACCAGCUGUUGGUAGGGUCUUGCGACUCAUUGGUCCAACCCCAGAGGAGUCAAAGGUGCUUCAGUUGAAUUGAUCUUAAGGCCAUCCAAAGCCUUCGGCGGUAAAAAUAAAUCACCCUUUUCCUUUUUUUUGAAGGGAAAAAAAAACUAACAAUUAAGAAUAAUAGAAUAGAGUAUUAAAAAACAAGCCAACAACUAACGACUCUUUCAUCGUCAAAGUCCCCAGAAGAAUGUCACAGUCAUAGUCACUAGCUAGCUUGUGCCUAAAACAACAACUUCUCAUCAGAUUUAUACACAUAAUUAAAUCCUUCGUAGGAUUAAAAAAAUGAUGUACUAAAAGGGAAGGAAAAGAUCAACUCACCCCGCCCACCACCACAUCAAUCUUUCUCUCAUAAUCUUUUCCCUGAAAAAGAAAGAAAAGGAAGGAUUUGAUUUGGGUUGACGAGUCUCCCUUUAACCAUGGAUAGGUUAGUGAAGCCAGAUGUCAAAGAGGUGGAGCUCAGCUUCAAGAAUGGCCAGAAGUGUAGCACUGUUUUCAGGCUCACCAAUCUUAUGCACACCAUGUCUGUCGCUGUCUCUCUCACCACAACAAACCCUUCUGUCUUUUCGUUUUCUCAACCUUUCUCUGUUAUCCCACCUCUCUCUUCUUCCUCAUAUACUCUUCAAUCUCAGCCUUUUGAUCAACCGCCUCUCUGUACGUCUCUCACAGAUGAUCUCAUCACCGUCCGAUCUGCCAUGCUCCCCACCGGAAAAGCUGACCAGGAAGAUUUUCGCCGACUGUUUUCUGUCCCCGGACGCCAUGUUUUCAAAGACGCCUUCAUACCCAUUUCCUUCGUCGGUCCUCAGGUCGUAGAGUUUCUCAUCACACACCACGAUAAAAUUCCCGAACUGAGUUCUUAUAUGGGGAAAGCUAUUUCUGGGUGUACGGAAUCUCAAAUAACAAAUUCCCUCAAAUUAGCCAUAAAUUCUGAAAACCCAGAUCUGGUCUCUGCUUUAAUUGACGCUGGAGCUAAAGUCAACGGUAAAGAUUCCGAGGGAAGGUCGUUGUUGACUGCCGCUGUUAAGGCCAGAACCGUCGACAUGAUGAAGGUUUUGAUAGCUUCUGGUUGCCGAUUCGAUAUCUCCGUCGACAGAAUUUUGCACGACGCAGCGGCGAUGAACAGAGCCGAUAUGAUCGAGAUUCUCUGCAAGAGUAUGGGAAACCUCGGAGUGAACUCGUCUGAUACAGAUGGUUGGACUCCGAUGCACGAAGCGGCCGCACGGGGCCACGUGGAAGCUCUGAGGUCCCUUCUCUCCGCCGGGGGAAAUGCCGAAAUUAGAGACAGUAGGGGAUGGACCCCGCUCCACUGUGCAUCGUCAGAAGGCCAUUACGAAGUCGUAGAGUGUCUAUUGGAACGGUCAAACGCCAAAUACGUCGUCGACCGAGACGGGAGGACAGCCUUCGCACUAGCAGCCGAUAACGGCCACACUGAGCUUCUUGCGCCGCUUCACUUGAACGACGCCCUGCACCGCGCGGCGAGGCUGGGCGACGUGAAUGGAUUGAAGAGUUGUCUUGCGGAAGGAGCAAACGUAAACGUUAGAGACCAGAACGGGUGGACGGCGUUGCAUAGGGCAGCGUUUAAGGGUGAUGUCGAGUCUGCAAGGGCUCUAAUCAGCCACGGUGCUCAGGUCGACGCGUUGGACGACGCUGGGUACACGCCGCUGCAGUGCGCGGUUGAGGCGGGAAAGGCGGCCAUUUCGAUGCUUCUGAUGGCCAAAGGAGCACGAGCCAAUAUUAAAGGUGUGAAAGGAGGAGAAGGAGGUUUGCCAGUGGUACUUAACUUGGAUCGUUUCAAGAACCAACCAAGCUUUGUUGUGAAGCCUUUUUACCGGGAGAAAGAGCGAGUAUAACAAAAUGGGUGAAGAAGGAAGUUGUACGCCAUUAAUAU
Messenger RNA from Cannabis sativa, 2127 nucleotides. RefSeq names its product protein VAPYRIN-LIKE. The coding region runs from base 659 to 2089 and encodes 476 amino acids. NCBI's taxonomy places the organism in Eukaryota, Viridiplantae, Streptophyta, Magnoliopsida, Rosales, Cannabaceae. The transcript has a single exon. Gene Ontology annotation, molecular function: protein binding. The record is from RefSeq and is a predicted model, not a curated record.